CUUCCUGUCGGUGUACUUUGUAUCCUUUUAUCGUUAAUUGUUGCCACCCGGAGUACACGUAUGUGUUCUUGGCUCGAAUGAAGACCUUUUUAUAUUUUGUAAUAGGGCUCCGGCGUUGGUGCCCCGGGAUAGGCGGGACUCCUAGGUCCAGCCCCGGCAGGUGCCUGGGUGUUAAGGUGUGUUCUGCUUGCCGAUGUUGAGACUGGGAGCUUGCUAGGGAAAAACAUCACACGGGAAGCCAUGACACAAUAAUCACACUGUCGGAUUUGGAGUGUGACUACAUUAACGCACGAGCUUGCUGUUCGAAGUUGAACAAAUGGGUUGUUCCAGAGCUGGUAGGCCAGGCCCUGGCUACAGUACUGAUGCUGGUGUCCAUGCACUGGUUCAUAUUUCUACUGAACCUGCCUGUAGCGGCCUGGAAUGUCUUCAGGUUUGUGAAGGUGCCAAUGGGGAACAUGGGUGUGUUCGACCCCACUGAGAUACACAACCGUGGCCAGCUCAAGUCCCACAUGAAGGAGUCAAUGAUCAAACUGGGCUUCCACCUGCUCUGCUUCUUCAUUUACCUGUACAGCAUGAUCCUGGCGUUGAUCAACGACUGACAGUCCUGCUCUGCUCCAAACCCAAGCAGCCAAAUGAUGAACUCUUGGGUAUGAGGUUAACCCUGGCCUGGGCCAAGCCCCCUGCUCAUCCAAGACUUCAUCACACUCCAUGGACCCCAGACAACCACUCAUCCCAGCACCUCCCACCACUCAGCCCAGCAC
Molecule: messenger RNA, 761 nt
Organism: Osmerus eperlanus (European smelt)
Lineage: Eukaryota; Metazoa; Chordata; Actinopteri; Osmeriformes; Osmeridae
Gene: cnih4
Product: cornichon family AMPA receptor auxiliary protein 4
Exons: 6
Coding region: 363-599 (78 amino acids)
Biological process (GO): endoplasmic reticulum to Golgi vesicle-mediated transport
Cellular component (GO): endoplasmic reticulum membrane; COPII-coated ER to Golgi transport vesicle
Source: RefSeq, a predicted model, not a curated record